Molecule: messenger RNA, 836 nt
Organism: Gallus gallus (chicken)
Lineage: Eukaryota; Metazoa; Chordata; Aves; Galliformes; Phasianidae
Gene: NACA
Product: nascent polypeptide-associated complex alpha subunit
Exons: 8
Coding region: 44-691 (215 amino acids)
Biological process (GO): protein targeting to membrane
Cellular component (GO): cytoplasm; nascent polypeptide-associated complex
Source: RefSeq, marked validated
GGUCUCUUUCUGCCGCCAUCUUGGGCUCCGCUUCCCGUACAAAAUGCCUGGCGAAGCUACAGAAACCGUCCCGGCCACAGAGCAGGAGCUGCCCCAGCCACAGGCCGAGACAGGGUCCGGAACAGAGUCUGACAGCGAUGAGUCUGUACCAGAGCUCGAAGAGCACGACUCCACACAGGCCACGACACAGCAGGCACAGCUUGCAGCAGCAGCUGAAAUAGAUGAAGAACCCGUUAGCAAAGCAAAACAGAGCCGGAGUGAAAAGAAAGCACGGAAGGCAAUGUCUAAACUCGGCCUCCGCCAGGUCACAGGAGUAACCAGAGUCACCAUCCGCAAAUCUAAGAACAUCCUCUUCGUCAUCACAAAACCAGAUGUGUACAAGAGCCCAGCAUCAGACACCUAUAUAGUCUUUGGAGAAGCAAAGAUCGAAGACUUGUCCCAGCAGGCUCAGCUGGCAGCUGCCGAAAAGUUCAAAGUGCAAGGAGAAGCUGUCUCAAACAUCCAAGAAAACACACAGACCCCCACCGUGCAGGAGGAGAGCGAGGAAGAAGAGGUUGACGAAACCGGCGUGGAGGUGAAAGACAUCGAGCUGGUCAUGUCCCAGGCCAACGUGUCCCGAGCGAAGGCAGUCCGUGCCCUGAAGAACAACAGCAACGAUAUCGUCAACGCCAUCAUGGAGCUGACGAUGUAGCCGUCCGGACGGAGGAGCUGUGGUUGUUUGGUUGUUUGGUUUUUUUUUUUUUUUUUUUUUUUUGGUAUUUCAGAGAAGAGUUAAAGGAACCUCGAUUUAAAUUUGUACCGUUUCUAUCAGUUAAUAAAAGUUAAUUGAUAGAGCC